This is a messenger RNA of Ipomoea nil (Japanese morning glory), 1054 nucleotides long. RefSeq lists its product as uncharacterized. The transcript is spliced from 3 exons. The record is from RefSeq and is a predicted model, not a curated record. Bases 90 to 1037 code for a protein of 315 amino acids. NCBI's taxonomy places the organism in Eukaryota, Viridiplantae, Streptophyta, Magnoliopsida, Solanales, Convolvulaceae.
UCCUCUUUUUCCGUCCUGGGCCUGUUAAGAAAUUUACUCUAGACAUAGACACUGCAUAUGCUCCAUCGCCGUAUCAAUCUGAUUAUGAUAUGUGGUGUCUUUUUCUGUCAAGAAAUGGUGUGGAGGAACUUAACAUAUCUUUAUAUAGUUAUCAAAAGCCAGAUUAUCAGCUGCCAUUUUGUUUACUCUCUUGCAGGACAAUUAAGAAACUGAUAGUCGGAGGUCUCUUUUUUGAUUUGCCUGUAAAUGCUUGUGGUAUAUUUUCUAAUGUCACUUCAUUAGCUUUCUUCAAUGUUACAUUUAAGCGCAUUGUUUAUGGAAUUGCCUCUAGUAUUAGUACUCCUAAGCUUGAGAAGCUGGCUUUCGAGGAUUGUGGAGGGAUCAAUAAGUUUGAGAUCAGCCCUCCAAAGCUUGAAAUCUUGUCUGUUAUUGGUUCUAUAUAUGAUCUAUAUGAUUUUGGUGAUUCGAGAUGGUUGGCACUACAUUUGAAAGCCAUUAAGACUCUUUGGUUGUGUGGCUCUUCGUUGGAGUGUAUGCGUGUAUCUAUGUUUUCAACUGCAAUAAAUCUGCGAGUGCUGAAGCUAUAUGGAUUACAUUUUGGUUAUUGGGAUCAGCCUCUCGUUUUUAUGCAAUUGCUUCAAAAAUGCCCCAACCUAUGUGAACUGCAUAUUAUUGCGGAUGAGUUCGGUUCGAAGGAUUACAAAGAAGCUGCUUCAAGGCUUUUGGAGGAUCCAGAUAGUUGCUUUGUUAGUAAUGAGCUGAAAAUGCUUAACACAAUCAAGAUUGAAUCAAAGUGUGCAUCUGCGCUCCAAAUGCUUUUUAUAAAAAUGUUACUUUCAAAAUCUCCUGCGCUAGAGAGAUUUGUUCUGAAGUUUUGGGAUAUGAAUGCCCUCGAGGUGAGAAAAAUCCAAAGGAAGUUGGAAUGCUUUCCGCAUGCAUCUUCAAACGCACAUUAUAUUGUCUUCACGGACAAUGAUAAUGAUUCUAUGGGUAUGGAUUACUGGCAACAUUGGUUUAGCCUUUCACAGACUUGGUGAAUCUCCAUGGGUUCAAU